AUGCAAUUCAUGACAUACACACAAGAAUCACUUGAAGAUGAAUUAUACAAGGAUGUAGUACAAAUUGCAAAGAAGUUGGGUAUCCCUGCAAGAGGUAAAAAAGUAGAGUUGAUUGAAAAGAUCCUCGAAAAGCAAAAGGAAGGAGGUAGCGGUACUACUACUACUACAGCCAAGAAAACAUCACCUGAUACAUCAUCAUCAACCAAAUCAGCACCUCCUAAACGUGGUAGAGGAUCAUCAAAGGCAAAGGAUGCAUCUGAUUCAGAGUCUGAAGAAGAGGAAGAAGAGAAACAAGUUGCAUCUGACCCAGAAUCAGAUGAAUCAUCCGAUGAAGAAGCAAAGAGAGCCAAGAAGAGACCAACUCCUGCCAAACCAGCUGCUGCCGCUCCAAAGAAACAAUCAUCAAAGGCAGCUGCCAAAUCAAAAGUAGUUGAAUCUGAUGAUGAAGAUGAAGAAGAAGAAGAAGAAGAAGAAGAUAACACAACUACUACUUCAACUACUUCAACCACUUCAACUUCUACCUCGAAUGUAGUAUUUAAUAAUAAUGGAGCAACAUCUUGUCCAUUAAAGAAAUGGACAAUGGAAGGAGGAGAAGCAUAUUAUUAUUUAGAGGAACCAAUCUCUCGUUCAAAGAUUGUAGCCUUUGAUAUGGAUGAUACUAUUGUCCAUACAAAGUCUGGUGCCAAGUUUGCCAAGACUCGUACCGAUUGGGUGUAUUGGGCUGAUUGCGUACCCAUCAUGAUGAAAGAGUACUAUACCAAGGGUUACCAAAUCAUCAUUGUCACCAACCAAGGUGGUAUUGGCGUCGGCAGUCAGCACGACCGUACCAAGUUUAGUAAUGUCAGUGGAAAGAUUCAGGACUUGUUCAAGGAAUGGGGUAUCCCAUGUAUUGCCAUCAUGGCGUGUGACCUCAACGGUAAAUGGCGUAAACCAAACAAAUUAAUGUGGAAUUUCCUCGUUGAAGAUUGUACCAAUGGAAAAGUUACAAUUAAUUCAAAAGAUUGUUUAUAUGUUGGUGAUGCUGCUGGAAGACCAGAUAAUUGGAAAGCAGGAAAGAAAAAAGAUUUUGCUUCAUCUGAUCUUGGAUUUGCACUUUCAUCUGGUAUUGCAUUCAAGACACCAGAAGAAUUCUUUUUGGGUGAAGCUCCAUUUGUUGACAAGUCUGCUGCUGUCAGUGCCACUGGUAUUAUUUCCAACGAUAAGAUUCCAAAGGUUGAAACAACCGGUGAUGUCAUCCAAGGUGGAGGUAACAUUCUUCCCAAGACCAAGGUGCAAGAGUUGGUUCUCAUGUGUGGGUUCCCUGCCUCUGGAAAGAGUACCUUUUCCAAAACUCACUUUGUCCCAGCUGGCUAUGUCCACGUCAAUCGUGAUACUCUAAAAACCAAAGAAAAAUGUAUUAAAGUUUGUAAAGAAUCAUUGGCUCAAGGUUUAUCUGUCGUCAUUGAUAAUACAAAUCCCGCCAAAACUGAUAGAUUAGAUUAUAUUAAACUUGCAAAACAAUAUGGAGUACCAGUAAGAUGUUUUAGAAUGCAAACACCACUUGAAUUGGCACAACAUUUGAAUUAUUAUAGAGAAAGAACUCAAGGUGUAAAGCAUGUUCCAGGCAUCGGUUAUAAUAUGUUUAAAAAGAACUUUGUGGAGCCACACACCAGUGAAGGUUAUGAAGAAAUCAAAUAUGUCAAUUUUGUCCUCAAGAUCCAACCAGAUCAAGUAAAGGAAUGGAAUAUUCCAAAACCAAAAUAA
Messenger RNA from Cavenderia fasciculata, 1743 nucleotides. RefSeq lists its product as uncharacterized. Lineage: Eukaryota; Evosea; Eumycetozoa; Acytosteliales; Cavenderiaceae. Gene Ontology annotation, biological process: DNA repair. Bases 1 to 1743 code for a protein of 580 amino acids. Gene Ontology annotation, molecular function: ATP-dependent polydeoxyribonucleotide 5'-hydroxyl-kinase activity; double-stranded DNA binding; polynucleotide 3'-phosphatase activity. The record is from RefSeq and is a predicted model, not a curated record. The transcript has 4 exons.